CCUAGCAAACGCGAAGAAGCAAUGUCUAGCAAUCAAGAGCAGCAUCGAGCUCGCGACAUUCUUGUGAGGUAUUGCAAGAGGCUGCCCAAGAUUGAGCUCCACGCGCAUCCCAAUGGCAGCAUCAGGGAUUCCACACUACUGGAGCUGGCUCAAGAGCAUGACCAGCGUGGAACCAUCUCUUCUUAUCCAAAUGUCCGGGAAAUCAUACUCAAAGAAGACCGAUCACUACAAGAAUGCUUCAAGCUUUUCGACGUUAUUCACGUUCUUACCACGGACCAUUCAUUUAUCACGCGAAUCACGAAAGAGGUGAUAGAGGAUUUUGCUGCCGAGAACGUUGUUUACCUGGAGCUGCGUACGACACCAAAGAGCAACGUGUUGACAGGGAUGACAAAACGCUCCUACGUCGAAGCCGUUCUUGCGGGAAUCACCAAAGCCAAUCUGGUUCUUUGUGAAAACCAUCAACUUCAUGCUCAUGGAAUUCAAGUACGGCUUCUAUUAAGCAUCGAUCGUCGAGAGACCACGGACCAGGCCAUUGAAACUGUGAAGCUUGCGCUGGAAAUGAAAAGCCACGGGGUUGUCGGCAUAGAUCUUUCUGGGAAUCCUGUCACUGGAAACUGGAAGACGUUCUUGCCUGCAUUGACAUAUGCUAGGCAGUGCGGCCUCCCAGUUACGUUGCAUUGCGGAGAGGUGCACAAUCCAGAUGAGGUAGAAGAAAUGCUGGCCUUUCAUCCUGACAGACUAGGACAUGCAUGUGUCCUUCAAGAAUCUCAAUGGGAACGGCUGCACAAUCUGCGAAUUCCGGUAGAAGUCUGUUUCACUUCAAACCUUCGUACCGGGUGCGUGAAAUCCAUCUGUGACCACCAUUUCGCAUGGCUUUACAAAACUCACUACCCUUUGGUCAUCUGCACUGACGAUCGAGGGGUAUUUUCCACCAACCUCUCCUCUGAGUACGCCAUUGCAGCAACCAGCUUCGAUCUAUCGGAACACGAUUUAUUCGAGCUGGCAAAGAAUGCCACGAGAUUUAUCUUUGCUGAGGAGCCUCUAAAGCGGCACUUGGAUCGGAUUUUUGCCGGUGUGGAGCCGAACUAUCGUUAGAAACACCCAAUUUCUGUGAGCGACAAACUCUUUGGUGUCCAAAUGCUAGAUUGUGCAUGCAUGCACGGAGAGGAUUAUAUAUCAACCAGGGAUUGUCAGAUCACGCGGGAGGGUGUCGAAGCUAUCGAUCUUUUUUGUAGUUUCAUCCGUAGGUAGGGAUGGA
This is a messenger RNA of Selaginella moellendorffii, 1258 nucleotides long. RefSeq names its product adenosine deaminase-like protein. Bases 22 to 1095 code for a protein of 357 amino acids. NCBI's taxonomy places the organism in Eukaryota, Viridiplantae, Streptophyta, Lycopodiopsida, Selaginellales, Selaginellaceae. The record is from RefSeq and is a predicted model, not a curated record. Gene Ontology annotation, biological process: adenosine catabolic process; inosine biosynthetic process. Gene Ontology annotation, molecular function: adenosine deaminase activity. The transcript has 12 exons.